Molecule: messenger RNA, 939 nt
Organism: Acanthosepion pharaonis
Lineage: Eukaryota; Metazoa; Mollusca; Cephalopoda; Sepiida; Sepiidae
Source: the annotation of a GenBank genome assembly
AUGUUUUCAAUUAACAUUUAUGGCAAAAAUGUUAUCUAUCUAUCUAUCUAUCUAUCUAUCUAUCUAUCUAUCUAUCUAUCUAUCAUUAAAUUUCCCAGAAUAAUUCUGUGGAUAAAACAAAAUGAUAUAAAAAUGACAAUUAAGGAGGCUUAUGAAUUGUUCAUUUUAGUCUGUUCAUAUCUAUGUAUCUAUCUAUCUAUUUAUCUAUCUAAGAAUGUGCUUAUUUCUCUAUGCUUAUCUAUCUAUAGUUUCUGUUCAUAUCUAUGUAUCUAUCUAUCUAUCUAUUUAUCUAUCUAUCUAAGAAUGUGCUUAUUUCUCUAUGCUUAUCUAUCUAUAGCUGUUCAUUUUAGUCUGUUCAUAUCUAUGUAUCUAUCUAUCUAUCUAUUUAUCUAUCUAUCUAAGAAUGUGCUUAUUUCUCUAUGCCUAUCUAUCUAUAGCUUCUGUUCAUAUCUAUGUAUCUAUCUAUCUAUCUAUUUAUCUAUCUAUCUAAGAAUCUAUAGCUGUUCAUUUUUCUGUUCAUAUCUAUGUAUCCUAUCUAUCUAUUUAGCUAUCUAUCAUUUAUCUGUAUCUAUCUAUCUAUCUAUCUAUCUAUUUAUCUAUCUAUCUAAGAAUGUGCUUAGUUUUCUCUGUUCAUAUCUAUCUAUCUAUCUAUUUAUAUCUAUCUGUUUAUUUUUAUGCCUAUCUAUCUAUCUGUUCAUUUUAGUCUGUUCUAUCUAUUCUGUUCAUAUCUAUCUAUCUAUCUAUUUAUCUAUCUAUCUAAGAAUGUGCUUAUUUCUCUAUGCUUAUCUAUCUAUAGCUGUUCAUUUUAGUCUGUUCAUAUCUAUGUAUCUAUCUAUCUAUCUAUCUAUCUUAUGUGCUUAUAUCUAUGCUUAUCUAUCUAUAGUUGUUCAUUUUAGUCUGUUCAUAUCUAUCUAUCUAUCUAUUUAUCUAUCUAUCUAA